This is a messenger RNA of Delphinapterus leucas (beluga whale), 1183 nucleotides long. It is a transcript of the gene C3H5orf46, whose product is annotated as chromosome 3 C5orf46 homolog. NCBI's taxonomy places the organism in Eukaryota, Metazoa, Chordata, Mammalia, Artiodactyla, Monodontidae. The record is from RefSeq and is a predicted model, not a curated record.
AAUUUAACUGCAUCGAUACCCACUGCUACAAACAUGGCUGUCUCAGUGCUACGGCUGACAGUUGUUUGGGGACUGCUUGUCUUAAUUCUGACUUGCCAAGCCGAUGACAAACCAGAGAGCAAGUCAAAUGACAAGCCAGAUGACUCGGGCAAAACCCUAGAACCAGGCUUUCCAAAAUUCCUAAGCCUCUUGGGCUCGGAGAUCAUUGAGAAUACGGUGGAGUUCAUCGUCUGCUCCAUGAUGAGGAGCAAGACACCUGCAUGGCUCCAGAAUAAGUCAAGGACACCUGAAUCCUGCUUUUCCAGUUCUUUGUUUCACAAGUCCUCCAGGACAGAGACCUCAAUGCAGCUUCCAGCAAGUUCUCAGGAUUCAGGUCCUGGCUUCAACCAAAGACAGCUUCUUUUGAACAUCCUGACUUUGCAUUUUUGCUUCUAGAAGUCAAAAUAAUUGUGUCCUCUUUGGGGACACAUAUCCUACUUCAUUAAUAUUUUUGUUGGUGGAAGUAAUUUUUCCUGAAGCAUGUUUAAAGUUUUUAAUGAUGCAAAAAAUAUGAAAUAUAUAAAAAUUAUUAUCCAGAAUAACUGAAGAACAUUUCAAAUUAAGAAAACUAAAUUUCAGAUAACAUAAGGCCAAAGUCACAGAACCAGUAAGCAACAGAAAGAUUUGAACCUGACUCCAAAGAAAAAACCCUUAACCCCUAAAAAUGCAUGAGGUGAAUUUCAGAGUUAAAAGUUUCAUAAACCCUUUUAGGAAAAGUUUUUCAAAAAAUCUGAGCCUACACUCCUGGGCUAGUAAACUAAAAACUGACCUUUAAAAAAAAAUUAACAAGGUUAUUGCUGUUCCACAGUUUUUAUUACUCUCAUAGAAUAGCAGAGUGCCCUUGAAGACAUUUGAAAAUGGUGGAUGGAAGAGUCCUUGACAAGUCUAGUGCAGUUCUUUCAUUUCUUCUACCACUUGUUACACAGAUGUAGGUCCUCAGUGGCAAUUGGUGUGGUUCUUCCCCACUUGUUCAUAAAGGAUUGAACCAUUGUCAAACCUGACCCAACUGAGCCAAGAAAAUUCUCCCAGAAUUAUUUAAUAUGGACAGUAAGACAAGACUGAAAUCAUAAAGCACAAUGACAAUUAUGGCAGCACUCUAGUCUAGAUGGGAGGGAAGCUCAAGAGGGAGGGGAUAUGGGGAUAU